CCCUCUCCCUCUCCUUGUUAUAAAACCCCAACAAUAGCACCUCUCUCUCUCUCUCUAUUACUCUCAACCCCCAAAUCCAACUUAUCUCUCUGUUUCUGUCUAUCUCCGUACAAUUCUGUUUCUUACGCGUGGCAUGACGUGCUCCGUUUACACUUGAAAAAUAUCCUUCUUCGUUCCUUCUAUCGUUUCUUCUGUAAACUGGUGCAGUGAAUUUAUAGUUAUGAUAAAAAAAAAGUCGUUAAUGGCGUCGAUGGCUUCGCCACCGCCGCUGCCGUCGCCACCGUUGUUUGAUGGCGUUAGGGGAGGAGCUGUUACGGCAGCAGAAAAUAACAGCACUGAACGCUCGCAUUCUUCUUCUUCUUCGAAUGAGAGAAUAGUAAUUUCGAUCCUUUGCAUAAUCGUGCUUGUUUCCGUCUCUCUUUGUCUCCUCCGCCGCCACAUCAACCGACGAUGCCGGCGCCAUCUCUCUCGUUCAACUACCUCUGCAAUCAUCGCCGCCUCCAGCCACCGAGUCACUCCCGAACAAUCAACGACGGCUUUGUUGCUCGAUUCUCUUCCUCUUUUUACCUUCUAUUCUAUUACUCGCCGCUCCAACGACGAUUCCACGGUUUCCGGAGAUUGCGCGGUUUGUUUGUCAAAAUUUGAACCGCAGGACCAACUCAGGCUUCUCCCUCUCUGUUGCCACGCGUUCCAUGCUCGUUGUAUUGAUACUUGGCUCACUUCAAACCAAACUUGUCCUCUAUGUCGCUCUCCUCUCUUCGCUUCCGACUCCGAUCUCAUGAAGGUUUUGGUUCAGUCUUCUAACGCAGGCGAUGCGAUUGGAAGUGGCGGCAGAGAUAGUUACCGGCUCGAGAUUGGCUCUAUCAGUCACAGUCAACAUGGCUCCGACUCCGCUGAGCAGAGAAGGACUUAUUCGAUUGGCUCUUUGGAUUAUAUCGUAGACGAAGAAUCAGAGGUGACUAGGAAUCAAACGCACCAGAGAAACGUGUCCAUUAAGGAAGAGAUUGGAGGAGCAGAGGCAACGUCGGAAGAGAGCCUCGCCGCGGAGGUUGCUACUGGAAGGACUUUACUUAAGGAAUACGUAGACAGGCUCUCUUUUUCGUUAUCGUCUAGUGCGUCGUCGUUUCGUAGCUCAGGAAGUUUCUUCACCGGGAGCAGUCGCCGAAGCGAUAUCUCCGGCGCCGAUGGAGAUUAUGACGUGGAAGCCAAUCGUAUUGGCGUGGAGAUCAGCGAAAUGUUUCGCUGGUUCUCAGGGGUAUGAAAGGCAAAUACGAUUUUGACGCAUGGGCAUUUAUGUAUUUUCGUUUUUUGGUUCAAUUAGUUCACUGUAGUUUUUCCACUCCUUUCCUGGUGGAACCGAGUCAACGGACAACAGUUGAGCAAAUGCUGAAGUGGACAUAGCACAAUUUUGGAGUGCAGGUGUAGCUUUACGAUUUUAUCCGCUGUAAACAAAGUAGGAAUAAGAAAAGAAGCAUUCUAAAA
Molecule: messenger RNA, 1482 nt
Organism: Durio zibethinus
Lineage: Eukaryota; Viridiplantae; Streptophyta; Magnoliopsida; Malvales; Malvaceae
Source: RefSeq, a predicted model, not a curated record